AGGGAGAUUGGGGGAUUGAGAUGCAUCUAAGCGAGAACGAAGGGAUCGAGGGGAAUCGUUUCGUUGUAACAGGAGGUCUAGGUUUCGUGGGAGCGGCGCUGUGCCUCGAACUCGUGAGGAGGGGCGCAGAGGAGGUGCGAUCUUUCGAUACUCGCUCCUGUUCGCCCUGGUCCGUCGAUCUCCAGAAAAAUGGCGUCCGCUGCAUUCGAGGAGACGUAUCUCAGAAAAUGAAUCUGAAGGAAGCUCUUAAGGGAGCAAAUUGUGUUUUCCACCUUGCCUCAUACGGUAUGUCAGGUAAGGAGAUGCUUCAGGCAAGUCGUAUUGAUGAAGUCAACCUAAAUGGAACCUGCAAUGUAUUGGAUGUAUGCCAUGAAGUUGGGAUCAAGAGGCUUGUCUAUGUGAGUACAUACAAUGUAGUGUUUGGAGGAAAGGAGAUUGUUAAUGGCAAUGAGUCACUGCCCUACUAUCCUAUUGAUGAUCAUGUUGAUCCAUAUGGGCGUAGCAAGUCUAUUGCGGAACAACUGGUGUUGAAGAGUAAUGGCGGUUCAUCCAAGAAAAAGAGUGGUGAUCGUCUUUAUACUUGUGCAAUCCGUCCUGCUGCUAUCUAUGGACCUGGAGAGCAGAGGCACUUUCCGAGGAUACUCUCUCUUGCACAGAUGAGUCUUGCAUUUUUCAAAGUUGGUGAUGCAAAUGUGAAGACGGAUUGGGUUUAUGUGGACAACCUUGUACUAGCCCUUAUAUUGGCGAGCAUGGGCCUUCUAGAUGACAUUCCUGGUAGGAAAGGACACCCCAUUGCUGCUGGACAAGCAUAUUUCAUAUCUGAUGGAUCACCUGUCAACAGUUUCAAUUCAAUCAUCAAUCCCCUGUUUAAAAGCCUGGAUUAUGAUGUGCCAAAAUUUACUAUUAGUGUUAAGCACGCACUCCUAAUGUCACAAAUAUGCUGGUUCGUAUGGAUGUUUCUUUACCCUUGGCUCAAUCAUUCAUGGGUUCCUGGGCCCCUUCUUCUUCCUGCUGAAGUUUACAAGAUUGGAGUGACCCAUUACUUCUCCUACCUGAAAGCAAAGGAAGAACUUGGUUAUGUUCCCAUGAUAAGUCCUCGUGAAGGCUUGGCCAAAACAAUCUCAUACUGGAAGGAUAGGAAGCGAAGAGAAUUAGAUCGCCCUAACAUAUUUAUGUGGAUCUAUGUUAUUUUUGGGAUGACUGGUUUGUUCUACACAGCCUUCCUACCCACUUUCUGGCCGCUAAGAUGGCUGAAUUCUAUUGCUCUGUUCAUCUUCCGCUCGGUUUGGAAUCUUAGAUUUACUUUCUAUUUAGCAGUAUUAGUGCAUUUGGGUGAAGCCAUCUAUGUUUGGUUCCGGGCUAGGAGAGUGGAUCCUGCAAAUGCUACAGGUUGGUUCUGGCAGACUUUUAUUCUCGGUUUCGCAUCGAUGAAACUUUUCAUUAAAAGAGCCAAACAGGCAUAAUCUGAAGCCAUUUCGGCAGUAAUUUCUGAUUUCGGGUUUGGUUUUUUGAGACUGUAAACAUAUUUUUCUCAGAAGUGUUAUUUCAGGGUUUCCAUUUGAGUUAAAACUUUUCUGCAAUCGCUUCUUUCUGGAAGAAUAGCUGAUUGUCCGAAGGCAUGUAGCAGUUUCAAUGUGUAAUUGUUUCCUGAACUUUACUGCUGUUCUUAGAUCUAAAUGAUCUGCGUGAUUAGUCUU
Molecule: messenger RNA, 1697 nt
Organism: Dendrobium catenatum
Lineage: Eukaryota; Viridiplantae; Streptophyta; Magnoliopsida; Asparagales; Orchidaceae
Product: short-chain dehydrogenase/reductase family 42E member 1
Exons: 5
Coding region: 21-1463 (480 amino acids)
Biological process (GO): steroid biosynthetic process
Molecular function (GO): 3-beta-hydroxy-Delta5-steroid dehydrogenase (NAD+) activity
Source: RefSeq, a predicted model, not a curated record